This is a messenger RNA of Soboliphyme baturini, 281 nucleotides long. NCBI's taxonomy places the organism in Eukaryota, Metazoa, Nematoda, Enoplea, Dioctophymatida, Soboliphymatidae. The record is from the annotation of a GenBank genome assembly.
AUGUACAACGCCAUAUUCGACAAGAGCGCUGUGUUUUCAAGCAUCACGGAUAAGGCUGAAAGGCGAGAUCGGGAACGCUGCCUUUUUGCGGAGUUCUGCGAAGAAGCCCUGAAAUACGGGCAUUUAUCUGCAGGCGUUUUGGAGUCACCAAAGCGCGUGUUGGUUUUGAUGAAUGAUCAGGCAAACGACGGGAAGUCAAAAGUCAAUUUCGAGAGAUACUCACUACCUCUGCUGCAUCUGGCCGGAUAUGACGUCAACGUUAUUAGAGUACGGCAGUAAGC